Messenger RNA from Chanos chanos (milkfish), 3790 nucleotides. Its product is annotated as rho guanine nucleotide exchange factor 26. Gene Ontology annotation, molecular function: protein binding; guanyl-nucleotide exchange factor activity. Gene Ontology annotation, biological process: activation of GTPase activity. The transcript has 14 exons. Lineage: Eukaryota; Metazoa; Chordata; Actinopteri; Gonorynchiformes; Chanidae. The record is from RefSeq and is a predicted model, not a curated record. Bases 223 to 2988 code for a protein of 921 amino acids.
UUGUUCGGAAAUAGUCAAAUAUUGCAACAGUAAGUAGAGUGUUCGUUAAUUAUUGAUCAGAGAGAGUAGCAGAGGUCAGUGUUCACCACGGUGCCUGGACUGCAAUCGAUUUCUGUAAGUCGUUUCGGUUCAGUCAAGGGUCAUCGCAGCAGUUCGCCGCGGGACUGCAGUGUUCUCUCAGUGACCUGUUGAUUGGAAGCUGUUGAUUCUCUGUGACUCGCUAUGGACUACGGCAACGAGGUGGACCUGUCGAACAACAACAACAUUACGCCGCUUUGGAAAAGACGAUCCGGUAGCCAUGUCGGGUCAAGGGACUUGAGACCCAAACCCAGACCUUUGAGUUACCAGAUCGACGGAGUAUUGAAGACAGACUUUCCCGUGAACGAUAACUGUAAUUUUACUCUUUCGCAACCUGCUGAGAAAGUCGUGGCCACACCGACCAGCGGCAACAUGGUACUUAAACAUAUUCUGAACAAACCUCCCCGUAAGACGCGGGUUGUGCGGAGUAUCAGUAUCGGACAUUUGUCUAAUGGACGAUUUUCUUUACCCAAGUUUAAGUCGGAGAGUGAUAAACAUUCACUGGGCAGCCGCUCCCCUGAGCUAUCAACGCGCCCCGCAGAGAACGGAGUAUCGCAGGGAAAGCAAGCCCAGGAUCCUCACAAGCGCCUGUCUGCUCAGGUCACUCUCACUUCUCAGAGUGAUCAGAUUGUUUUUGGAAGUACCCCAGCGCUGACCGACCCCGUCUCACAGAGGCAGGGUACCCCGCCCCCCCAGAGCUGCAACCAUCAGUUGUCCCCUCCAGCUAAGCCCCAGGAUGUCUGUGACUCUUCCCCAGCUCCCCGUCCCUCCUCCUCCUACAGCUCCACUUCCAGCAUCCCCUCCCUCUCCUCCACAGCCAGCACCCCCUCUGAUCCCCCCACCCCGCGCACUCCAUCCCCAGCCGAGAGGGGGGGCGGUGACGGGGUGGUUCUGCCGCGACAGCCUUCCCAGUGUUCCCAGGGCUCCUCGGAGGGCAAAACGAUGCCCUCCAUUGUCCUGAGUACCCAUAGCCUGGCUGCACUGAAGAUGGGUACCCAGCAGAUCAUCCCUAAGGGUCUGGCCUCUGACACACGCCUCACCAAACCUGCCACAAACAGCCCACAGAACCUGGGCCUGGGGUUGCACCUGGACCCCAGCAAACGGGCCCUACGCGCCCGGAGUAUGGUGGAGAGCGGAGCUUUCUUCUCCACCAGCAGGGAUGAUGUAGAUGGAGAUUGUGAGGACAGUCCCGGAACACUCCGGAGAGGCCUGCGUUCCACGUCCUAUCGGCGCGCAGUGGUCGGUGGGAUGGAUUUCGAUUCGCCCCUGGCAAACCCGAAGGCCCACCGUCUGUCCCAGCCUGUAUUCAGAGGAGUGACAGAGGACAGGGAGAGAUCGGCCAGCCCAAGCCCAACCAAGAGCAAGAGCCCAGACAAAAAGAAAGGCCUGGUGACCCAGAGAACAUUUGACAGUGAAGACGAUGAGGUGCUGUAUCAGAAUUACCAGGAGAAAGCCCUGCACAACGACUCUGACGAGGACGUGGAGUUGAGAGAACCGAAACCAGAUGACCGUAUCGUAGUCCAGUACAAACCGAUCCGCACGUCCUGGAGCCAGCUCAGCGUGGUCAAAAAGAGUGGGGCAGCAGAGAAGCUGACUCCGGAAGAGCGGAAAAGACAAGAGGCAAUCUUCGAGGUCAUCUCAUCAGAGCACAGUUACCUCCACAGCCUGGAGGUCCUCAUCAGAAUGUUCAAGAACUCCAAGGAGCUCAACGACACCAUGACCCAGACAGAACGCCACCAUCUCUUCUCCAACAUCGUGGACGUCUGUGAGGCCAGCAAGAAGUUCUUCAGAGAACUAGAGGACAGGCACCAGCAGAACGUUGUGAUUGAGGACAUAAGUGACAUAGUGGAGAGACACGCAGCGUCAAACUUCGAACCCUACGUGACAUACUGUUCAAACGAAGUUUACCAACAACGGACUCUACAGAAACUAGUGACAAAGAAUCCUGCCUUUAAGGAGGCUCUGGGUCGGAUUGAGGCGAACCCUGACUGUAGAAACCUGCCCAUGAUCUCCUUCCUAAUCCUGCCCAUGCAGCGAGUCACACGUCUGCCCCUGCUCAUGGAUACAAUCUGUCAGAAGACAGUCAAAGAUUCAGUGCAGUAUGAGAACUGUAAGAGAGCACUACAGACGGUCAGCAAGCUUGUGCGGAAAUGCAAUGAAGGGGCCCGUACGAUGGAGAGGACUGAAAUGAUGUUUACAAUAAACAAGCAACUAGAGUUUAAGAUAAAGCCCUUCCCUCUGGUGUCGUCCUCUCGCUGGAUGGUGAAGCGUGGGGAGCUGACAUCUUUUGUGGAGGAGAGUGGGAUCUUCUCUAAGAGAACUCUUCGACAACAGGUCUACUUCUUCCUCUUCAACGAUGUCCUCAUCAUCACACGCAAGAAGAGUGAGGAGAGUUAUACAGUCAUAGACUACGCUCUGAGAGACCAGAUCUGGGUGGGCCAAUGCCAGCCAGAGGAACUGAGCCUCUCUCCGGUCCGGACCACGGCGGGCAUGCUGACAUCACGGCAGGGCGGGUCAAGCCCGCCAUUCCGCCUGGAGUUCCGCAGCAAUCACUCCAGAGAAAAAGUGUGCAUGGUCCUGGCGACAGACCUGCUUAAUGAGCGUGCUCGGUGGAUCAGCUCAUUGGACCAGACCAAGAGCGACAAGAACACAGACAGAGCCAACAUGAUGCAGGUGGAGGUGACGCGGACGUACACGGCCAGGCAGCCAGACGAACUCUCCUUACAGGUGGCGGAUGUGGUACUGGUGUCCCAGACAGUGGAGGACGGCUGGUAUGAGGGUGAGCGUUUGCGGGACGGGGAGAGAGGCUGGUUCCUGGCAGAGUGUGCCCAGCAGAUCACCUGCCCUGCCACCAUCGAGAGGAACAUGCAAAGAAUGGAUCGUCUCAAAGGCCUGGAGACCAAUGUCUGAGCAGGACACACCCACGGGUGGACAGCCAAUGGGAGCGUAAAGAAUCUGUGCAGAACAUUUAAUGCUUCCACCCACAGGGCAAGAGCAGCUCCCUCAGUGACUUUCUCUCUGUACAGGUGAACACUGACAGGACUUGGCAGCACAUUUUUACCUGUGUCAUUUAUUUUGAGUGACAGCUGCUCUGUCCAGCCUUCGUCCACAAGAUUCCCUCACCCACUCCUCCACAGGGCAAGAGGCAAUGAAGAACAGCGAGGAGGAGUCCUUACUAUCACAGUAAAAGACAAGCUGUAGAGUAUGCUUUGGAGAAUACACAGACCCAAGUACACUGUAUGCUAGAGCCCUGAGGUCUCAUGAUGUGGACACCCAAAGGCUGUUUCCUUUUUUAAAGAGUGGGACCAGUGUAACAGACUGUCUGCUGAACAGCAUCAGAUGGAGUUUUCUCUAUUGGUAUUAUUUUUGUGAUGUGUUUAUUGUUGAAUAUGGUUUUGAUUGAUGAAUAUGUGUACAGUGAGACAGAAACACUACAGUAGAGUAAUCCUGUGAUGUUUGUUAGGACGAGAGAGACCUGAGAAAGUGUUUACACCUCACUGAAGGAGUCAGGUGUGUCUGUGAGGAGGUUAAUGAGAUAGACAUGUGCUGUUAGUGUUGAACUGCUUCACAGAUUUGAUCUUGUCACAAAGACUCUUUUGUUAACCAAAAAAAGAAACAAAACAAGUCAAACCAACCUAAACUGGAAAAAAAGGAGAUACAUGGAAUCACAGCUGUAAGUAAAGUAAAAUAUCUUCUUAAAUUAAUUAAUAUA